AUGAACCUAUCUUUAAGCGGUGUAUAUCGUCCUCAUAGCUUGCCCAAACUCCUCACUUAUUCUUCUUUUAGCACUCUGUGCAGACCCUUUUGCUAUUCAGCACUGUCGUCUUCCCCCACUUGUGUGAAACCGCAGGUUCCCCUCUUUCUGAGGCCACCCAUUUACUCAACCAAGUUGUGUGACCUCAAGAAAUGGCACGAUUGGGGCAAAGGUGUUGCCCUUUCAAUCGGGUCAACUUUUGUGCAAUCAGAUGAUGGGCCAGACUCAAGCAUGUUGUGCAGGGAGCUCAAGUGGCUCAUGGAAGAUGCUGUUGUAGACCACUCACUGGGUGUGGAGGAUGAUGACAGGGUGAAAAUGAGGAUUGGCAUAGAGGGGCUGUACUGUUUAUGGAAGCAAAGAGUCCAAGAGAGGAGACCCUUUCAGUAUGUGGUUGGGUGUGAGCAUUGGAGGGACUUGGUGUUGAGUGUCCAGGAAGGGGUCUUGAUUCCAAGACCUGAGACAGAACUUGUCGUUGAUUUUGUGGCCGAUGUGGUGUCAGAGAAUGAGGAUUUGAGAAGUGGGGUGUGGGCUGAUUUGGGGACUGGAAGUGGUGCCCUUGCUAUUGGUAUUGGUCGGGUUUUGGGGAGUGAAAGAGGGAGGGUUAUUGCCACAGAUUUAAGCCCUGUGGCUGUUUCUGUUGCAACUUACAAUGUGCAGAGGUAUUGCUUACAGGACAAAAUUGACUUAAGAGAAGGAUCUUGGUUUGAACCAUUGAAAGAUAUGGAAGGAAAGCUAGCUGGUCUUGUAAGUAACCCACCUUAUAUUCCAAGUAAAGACAUAUCUGGUCUACAAGCUGAAGUUGGUAGACAUGAACCUAGAGUUGCAUUAGAUGGAGGUAUUGAUGGAAUGCAAGCUCUUCUCCAUCUUUGUGAUGGGGCUGUUUUAAUGAUGAAACCUGGUGGAUUUUUAGCUUUUGAGACAAAUGGAGAGCAGCAGUCCCGGGCUCUUGUUGAUUACAUGAAAAACCAUAGAAGUGGAAGCUUCUGCAAUUUAGAAAUACGUGCGGAUUUUGCUGGUAUUCAAAGAUUUGUAAUUGGAUUCCAUCAAUAA
Molecule: messenger RNA, 1089 nt
Organism: Sphenostylis stenocarpa
Lineage: Eukaryota; Viridiplantae; Streptophyta; Magnoliopsida; Fabales; Fabaceae
Source: the annotation of a GenBank genome assembly